AUCGCCGUGGACCUCCCGCUCCGUCGACUCCCCGCAGAAUGCGAGGAGCGUUGGAGGACGGACAAGGCGCUGCGGAGGCGAGCGAGGGAGGAAGGGGACGAGGGGUUGGAGGAGGCGGACCGACGGGAGCUGCGGAGAAUCGAGGCCUACAACGACGCCAGGAUCAUGGGCCCCGGCGCGGUGCCCAAGUACCCGAGCCGGGGGGAGGAGCCCCCACAGGGGGGAGACGCAGAGCAGCAGGAGGAGACUGACGCGGGCGGAGGAGGAGGGAGUCGGGGGCCAGAGGAGGGGGACGACGGGGUUCUCACGUACUGCUGCGAGGGCCACCCAGAGGAGGUGUACGCCGCGUUGAGGGGACUCCGGGAGUGCUCCCUCCUCACCGACCUCACCCUCAUCCUGGGGGGUCGAGGCGCCGCGGGGGUCGGGGGGGCGACCCUCCGGGUUCACUCCCCCGUCCUGGCCGCCGUCAGCUCCCUGGUCCGGGACGCCCUGGAGGCCCGGACCAGGCACCACCGAGCCGAGCCCGGAGCCGGAGGGGUCCGGAGCUGGUCCCUGAGUCUGGGUCCUGAGGUGGACCCCGGAGGGUUGCAGGCCGUCCUGGACUUCGCCUACAGCGGGGACACGGCGUGCCUGGACGGAGGCACCGUGGCCCGGGUACGGGCCGCGGCCGAUGCCCUGGGGGUCCCAAGAGUCCUGGAUCUCUGCGCCCGGGAGGGGGAGAUCCAGAAGAAGCAGGGGGAGGAGGGGGAGGAGGAGAGGAGGAGGAGGAGGGCAGCAGAACAGAUGAAGGCCAGUCUCCGGUGCUUGGAGGAGCUGUGGGAGGAGGGAGUGGGCUGUGACGUGGUUCUGGAUGUGGACGGCACAGCGGUUCAGGCCCACCGGGCGCUCCUGGCGGCGAGCAGCGACUACUUCAGGGGGAUGUUCACCUGCGGCAUGCGGGAGUCCCGCCAGCACGGCGUCUCCCUGCCCGGCCUGCCCCCCUCCGAGCUGCUCCCCCUGGUGGCCUUCUCCUACCGCGGCGCCCUGCCCCUGGGCUGGGCCCGUGUGUUCGAGCUGGCCUGCGCCGCCGACCGCCUCCAGUUCGCCGGCGCUCUGGCGCUCUGCACGGACUUCAUGCGCCGGGAGAUGACGGCGGCCACCUGCCUGGACGUGGCGUCCUUCGCCGGGGCGUACGGCGCGGCCCGCCUGCUGGCGGACGCCGACGACUUCGUCCUGAGGAACUUCCCGGAGGUGGCGGCCGCGCCCGCCUUCGCCGACCUGCCGCCGGACCGGCUGCAGGCGUACCUGGGCUCGGACGCGCUGGUGGCGCCCAGCGAGCUGUGUGCCUUCCGGGCGGCGGCGGCCUGGGUGUUGGCCGACCCCGAGCGGCGUCGGGCCACGGCGCCGGCGCUCAUGCGCCAGGUCCGCUUCCCGCUCAUGACCUUCCGCGAGUUCCAAGAGGUGAGGGCCGUCGCACUGCGCAUAGAGUGCAGCGGAGGAGGAGGAGGAGGGGGAGGUGGUGCUGAAGGAGGAGGAGGAGGAGGAGGAGGAGGAGGAGGAGGAGGUGGAGGUGGUGCUGGAGGAGGAGGAGGAGGUGGUGAUGCUGAAGGAGGAGGAGGAGGAGGUGCUGGAGGAGAAGGAGGAGGAGGUGGUGGAGGAGGUGGUGGUGAUGCUGAAGGAGGAGGAGGAGGAGGUGCUGGAGAAGAAGGAGGAGGAGGUGCUGGAGGAGGUGGUGGUGCUGAAGCAGGAGGAGGAGGAAGAGGAGGUGGUGCAUUAGGAAAAGCUGGAGAAGGAGUUGGAGUAGGAGGAGCUGAAGGAGGAGGAGGUGGCGGAAGAGGAGGUGGUGCUGAAGAAGAAGGCGGGGGAGGCGGAGGCGGCGGAAUAGAAAAAGCUGGAGACGGUGGAGGAGGAGGUGUUGCUGGAGGAUCAGGAGGUGGAGGCUCCCCAGACACGGAGUUCUACCUCUGGGCUCUGGAGGAGUUCAGCGCCGAGCUCCCGGAGGCGCGGCGCCGGCUCCGACGGCCGAACGCCCUGGUCCUGGUGGGCGGCGACCUGCUGGGCUGGGGCGCCGCGCAGCGCGAGCUGAGCCGCGAGCUGUGGUUCUCCCAGGCGCUGUGCAGCGGCACAGGGCUCCUGAAGGACGUGGAGUGGCGGCGUCUGGGGGCGCUGCCCGACGGGCCGCGCUUCCGCCACGCCGUGGGGGUGGUGCGGGGGCGGCUCCACGUGGUCGGGGGCUGCGACUUCUACGCGCCCGACGACACCAUGAAGUCCGCCUACAGCUAUGACCCUGAGCUGGACCGCUGGCGGAGGCUGGCUGACAUGCAGGAGGCCCGCAGCAGCUUCUCGGUGGUGGUGGGUGAAGACGAGCUGCUCUACGCCCUGGGCGGAGACCGGCAGAUCAACACCAACGUGGCCAGCGUGGAGGUGUACGACCAGCAGGCUGACUCCUGGAGCUACGCCCGACCUCUGGACCAGCCUCUGAGCGGCCACGCCUCCGUCCACCUGUCCGGCGACCAGGUCCUCAUCACCGGGGGGUUCGACCCCCAGUACCGCUGCCUGACCUCCACCCUGCUGUACCGGCCCGGCCGCGGCACCACCCGCCUGGCCGACAUGGCCCACGAGCGGGCGCAGCACGUCAUGGAGGCGCUGCGGGACGGGCGGGGCCGCUGCCGCCGGCUGUACGUGGCAGGCGGCGUGCGCAACCUCCGGGCGUUCUACGGCGACCAGCUGGCGUGCGAGGCCUACGACUUCCAGGCGGGCGGCGGCGGCGGCGGCGGCGGGGGGACGUGGAGCGCCUUCGCCCCGCUGCCCGUGGCCCACGUGGGCGCCGCCGCCGCCGUCCUGGAGGGGCGGCUGUACGUGCUGGGGGGGCUAUCCCAAGAGGACUUCCGGGAAACGGGCUUGGUCCACCGCUACGACGGCGCCACCGGCCGCUGGCAGAGCAUGGGCCGGAUGCCCGGGGCGGUCACCGACGUGCGGGCCUGUCUGCUGCGCCUGCCCGGGCGUCUGAGGCGGUGAGGCCCCCGGGGGGGGGAGGGGUCCUGGGUUCAGGGACCCCCCCCCCGGGGUCAGGCGGUGAGGCCCCCGGGGUUCCUAGGUCCAGUACCAGGCUGCCACCUGCCUGUAGGCAUAGGCUAGCGUCUGAUGGUAGACCUUCUAGAGGCACACACCAGGCACUCUGAUGCACGGCAGUAGGUGUGACGGGCGUUGGAUUAAAGGACAAUGAAUGGAUUGUGGAUGAGAUCCGACCGGAGCCCUGAUAGGAGACGCAUUGGGUUUCAUUUAUUUGUAGAAUCUGUGAGAUGGGGUGAUUGUGUGUGGGUGACCCAGUUUCCCACCUGAGGAUUAUUAUUGAAUUGUAGAUAAUUCAGUGUUUACAUGCUCUAUAUUUAUUAUACUGGGUAAUAAAUAAAGUACAGCAUUAUAAAAUGAA
This is a messenger RNA of Gadus macrocephalus (Pacific cod), 3412 nucleotides long. RefSeq lists its product as uncharacterized. Gene Ontology annotation, molecular function: protein binding. Lineage: Eukaryota; Metazoa; Chordata; Actinopteri; Gadiformes; Gadidae. The record is from RefSeq and is a predicted model, not a curated record.